Molecule: messenger RNA, 1361 nt
Organism: Didymodactylos carnosus
Lineage: Eukaryota; Metazoa; Rotifera; Eurotatoria; Philodinida; Philodinidae
Source: the annotation of a GenBank genome assembly
CCCCCAAAACUGGAUCAAAAUCAAUUCAAAAGGUGAUAUUCGUGAUCACCGUGAAAUUUUGCAUCGAAUGAUAUAGUUUUAAGUGAAAAAUAAGAACUUGCAAUUCUUUUGAAUUAGCGGCGCCUUAACAAAAAAAAAAUAUGACAGUUAAUAACACAAUACUUUUGUUUUGCUGGCUGCUUGUGAUCUCAUGAAAAAAAUAUAAAGACAAAAAUAUUAGACAUAAUGAAGGGUUUUGUUUUUCAUAUUUUUUUUCCAAUAGCUAACGGUAUGAGAAAAGAGAUAUCACUAAAUCAUUUCUGCAAUUGUUACAUUUUUUUUUUGUUUUAUUAUAAUUGUUUCAGACCAUCAACAUGACACAGGUUUCGUUUGAAAAAUUUGUUGAAUCUUUUGAAAAAUCAUUUGAGCAUGAAUCAUGUAUUGUUGUCGAAUUAAACAGUUCAAAUUUACUUUUACAAAAUACUAAUUUAUCAUCAGCACAAAAUGUUGAUUUUCAUCAUAAUCAAAUUGUUUGUCAACCACAUUUUACGAAUACAUCGUAUGAAAUUGCAUUCUAUGAUAAUGGUAUAGCCUAUUAUGAGAAGAUGACGGAACAAGAUAUAUUAAGACGUUUAAAAGUAUUAAAUCCAAAAAUUGAAUUUAAAAAUAUUAAAUCAGCUCUCGAUAGAAUACAUACAAUGUUAAGUGAAUCGACACAACGAGAUAAACAUGAAAUACAUGUGUAUUUAUCAACAGCACUUGUACCAACUUUAUUAGUCGAAUUAAGAGGAUAUAUCAAAGAUAAUUAUUCAUUUAUGUACGAAUUUAAUUGUAAAAAGAAAGAAGGUGAAUUUUAUGAACAAAAUUAUGUGAAACAAAUUAUCAUGGCAUUAGGUGAACGAGAAAAACGUGAAUUAGAAUUAAUUCGUAUUAUACAGGCUAAAGAUAAAGAAUUAGAAGAUUAUCGAUCACAAGGCACAUGUCAAUUGCAACGUUCGUGGCUACAAACUCAAACAUUUAAUAAAGAACAAUUUAAUCGUACAACACGUUUAAAUCGUGAAACUCAAUCGGUUGUGACAAAUCCUCUUGGAUAUGCGUUUAAUAAAGAUGGACAAGAUUUGGUAGAAUGUUGUCUGCUACGAAAUGAAUAUAUGAAAGUAAAUAAUGAUUAUCUUAUUCAAAGUGGUCAACAACAGUCAGGACAACAAAUAUCACCUAUGAAAAAAACACCACAGAAAAGAACACAACAACCAGAAAUUAAAGAAGAUUUAGAAGAUUUAAUUGAAGAAGAACGUCGACGAAGCGAAUUAGAUAAACAAUUGAAACAACAAAAACUGUUAGAUGCUGAAGUGGUUAAGAAAAAAAAGAAAACGUUAUUUUAA